AUGUCCAUGGCAUUGUUCACAGAUGAGAUGCUCUUCGCCUUCAUGGUCCCACUGCUCCCUCACAUCUUCGAGAACCGCCUAGGGCUAGACACAUCCCUUACCCAGCGAUUGACAUCUAUAUUUCUAGUUGAAGGGGCAUUUAUAUCUAUCAUCUCGAGUCCGUUUAUCGGGAAUAUAGCCGACCGAGCCAGCUCUAAGAAGGUUCUACUACUGGCGUUACUAGUACUGACGCUGAUCAGCGUGUUAUGUCUAUCAAUCACAACAUCCUUGACCUGGCUCUUCAUCGGUCGCUUCUUCCAAUGCAUCGUCAGUAACGCAUUAUACAUCGUCGGUAUGGCCACAAUGGCCGAGAACAUCGGGUCAGAACACAUGGGCAAGAUAGCAGGUUUAAGCUCAACACUCACAGCAGCUGGAACAUGCUCCGGUCCUGUCAUUGCUGGCUUUCUCUUCGGAAUCGGAGGAUAUUGGAUAGCAUGGGCUGGCGCGGCUUUAUUUCUCGUCGUGGAUAUCAUCAUGCGUCUACUCAUGAUCGAAAAACCACAGAAACGCCGCGAUACCGCUCGCAACAGCAAUGGCUCUAUAGGUGCUGACGAAUAUAUACCCUCGUCUGAAACAGAGCCACUUCUCAAUGGAGAUCACAAUGGAGAUCAGCCAUCGACUACCGAGGAAAUUGGCGGUUGGCGCUUCUACUUCUGCCUUUUUCGCCAGCCUCGCUUUACAGCGGGGAUAGUCUGUUAUUUUGUCUUUGCGCUUUAUAUUGCCAGCUUCGAGUCCACGAUCGCGAUGCAUGUCCGGUCCGCUUUUGGUUGGGGCGUUUUCCCGGUCGGGAUUCUGUUCGCGUCUAUACAGGGACCCGGGAUGGUCCUGGCUCCUCUUGUUGGGGUGUUGAAAGACCGUGUAGGAUCGAGAGUUCCUACUACCAUUGGGUUUAUCUCUGUUGCGCCUUUCCUAUGGUUUCUUGGUGUCGCUGGCGAUGGGCGCUUCCCGUGGGCUACUUCGGGAACUAGAGGGAAGGUCAUUUAUAGCGUCUGUACGACUAUGAUUGGGUGCUUUAUGUGCUUGCUCAUGGGAGUUGGGACGAUGGAAGCAACUGAAACCGUUGAUGAGUUGGAGGACCUGCAUCCCGGCAUAUUCGGUCCCUAUGGAGGGUAUUCUCGGGCUGUUGCAGUCACAAAUAUGAGUUGGAUGUCUGGUCUACUGGUUGGACCCAUCUUGGCUGGAUUUAUGGUCGAAAGAUUCGGGUAUUUUGAGCUGCAAUGUGUACUCGUGGUCAUUUCAUUGCUGGCUAGUGUCAACGCUGUCUGUAACCUCAGCUCAGCCAGUCCUCAAAAGAAAGAGUGUGACAGCGACAGUGGGAAUGAGGAACUCUAA
Molecule: messenger RNA, 1371 nt
Organism: Penicillium expansum
Lineage: Eukaryota; Fungi; Ascomycota; Eurotiomycetes; Eurotiales; Aspergillaceae
Product: Major facilitator superfamily domain, general substrate transporter
Exons: 5
Coding region: 1-1371 (456 amino acids)
Biological process (GO): transmembrane transport
Molecular function (GO): transmembrane transporter activity
Source: RefSeq, a predicted model, not a curated record